Molecule: messenger RNA, 1276 nt
Organism: Asterias rubens (European starfish)
Lineage: Eukaryota; Metazoa; Echinodermata; Asteroidea; Forcipulatida; Asteriidae
Product: cysteine dioxygenase type 1-like
Exons: 5
Coding region: 218-853 (211 amino acids)
Biological process (GO): L-cysteine catabolic process
Molecular function (GO): ferrous iron binding; cysteine dioxygenase activity
Source: RefSeq, a predicted model, not a curated record
ACAACGUUGUAGGUUAUUUGGUUAUUGAUCGACGACGUGACCAUUAUCCACAUGCGUGCUAUGUAUUCCUUGGUCUGUUGAAGCCAUCUAUGAUCGAACUCGAUGAUUUGAUCGUUAACAAAACCAUCCAAAACCAACGAAAUCCAACGUUUUCUUUCUUCAAUUUUGUGCGUAUCUGUUGUAUAGAGUGCUGCGAGCUUUAACUUUUAGUAUAACAAUGGACAGUAUUCCGAAAUAUAAUAAAAACCCGCAUAAUCUGCAAGAGUUGAUCGAAAGUUUACACGCACUUUUCGCUGAAGAAAAUGUGAACGUUGAAGAGGUACAAGAAGUGAUGGAACGGUACAAGAGCACUGAAGAUGAUUGGGAGAAAUUUGCCAUUUAUGACGAACACAGGUAUACAAGAAAUCUGGUGGAUGUUGGUAACGGCAAGUUUAAUCUGAUGGUGUUGUGUUGGGGUGAGGGCAUGGGAAGCUCCAUACACAGCCAUUCGGAUUCCCACUGUUUCAUGAAGGUACUAGAUGGCUCGCUUAAAGAAACGUUAUAUAACUGGCCAUCACGCUCGGAGAAAAAAAGCGAGAUGCAGCAUGGGGCAGAAUCCACUUAUAACAGAGAUCAAGUGACAUAUAUUAAUGAUAAGCAUGGUUUACAUCGGAUUGAGAACCAAAGCCACACAGACACAGCAUGCAGUCUACAUCUAUACUCCCCUCCAUUUGACAGUUGCUUGUCGUUUGACCAGCGGACGGGAAAAUCACAUACAGUGAAAGUUACAUUCUGGAGCAAAUUUGGAGAACGCACUCCUUUUACAACUGGUGGCUGUUCAACUAGUCAUUGCAUGGAAGCAGAGGAUAACUAAAGCAGAAUCAACAUCUCCAACAAACUAGUGUAAUCUGUUGUAAUAUCACCACGCCUGCUUCCACAAAAUGAUGGUAAAGAUUCAAUUUGUUUUGAAAGCCCGAUAAUCAGAAUCCAUUUUGAAACGAGCUACCAAAUUGUGUGCAGCGAUUAGUGAAAUGCAUUGUGAAACAUGAGUCAUGUGAAUUGCAGUAUUUUCAAUGUGUUAUACUUUGGACUUUUACAGCCACUUUUACAGUUUUACAUUGUUUAUAGCUUUACUUUCAAUUGUGGGAACGGGCCAUUAAGUUUAUAAGCUUUUUGCUUAUUUGUUUAUUUAACACAAAGCAGCGUGCAGGUUGUAUUGUCUCGAGGUAUUUAUUCAGGCAUGCAAAUCUUCCCCGUUUCCGCGUAAAAAAAAACAAAUGAUAAGCGCAAAAAAAAA